Carassius carassius (crucian carp) is the source of this 1774-nucleotide messenger RNA. RefSeq names its product sclerostin-like. The transcript has 2 exons. Gene Ontology annotation, biological process: ossification; negative regulation of BMP signaling pathway; negative regulation of Wnt signaling pathway. The coding region runs from base 59 to 682 and encodes 207 amino acids. The record is from RefSeq and is a predicted model, not a curated record. Gene Ontology annotation, molecular function: BMP binding. NCBI's taxonomy places the organism in Eukaryota, Metazoa, Chordata, Actinopteri, Cypriniformes, Cyprinidae.
CGAGGAGAGGAAACCCGGUCAGAGCUUGCCCGCUGAACGUCUCGUUCUCUGUGUCAGUAUGCAGGUGUCUCUAGCGCUCGUGCACUGCGGCGCGCGGCUGUUGCUGCUACUGGGAUGUUUCACAGCUGCGCACGGAUGGAGAGCUUUAAAAAAUGAUGCGACAGAAAUUAUACCUGAGUACACGGAGGACACGAAUAGACCCGAGGAGCAGAUACAGCUUUAUGACAACAACACAUUGAACCGAGCUAAGAACGGAGGAAGAAGGUCAUCAGGCAACUCCCGUACGUAUAGAGCCUCUGAACUAAGCUGCCGGGAGCUGCGUUCUACCCGCUACAUUACAGAUGGAUCUUGUCGCAGUGUCAAACCUGUGAAGGAACUAGUGUGUUCUGGUCAAUGCCUUCCAGCUCACCUUAUGCCAAACUCAAUUCUAAGGGGAAAAUGGUGGAGAAGCAGUUCAUCCGAUUAUCGCUGCAUUCCCGCGCACUCCCGCACCCAGCGGAUACAGCUCCAGUGUCCUAACGGACCCAACCGGACAUACAAAAUCCGAGUAGUCACGUCUUGCAAGUGCAAACGCUACACUCGCCAUCACAACCAAUCGGACAUCAAGGAGUUGUCCUCCAAGAAGCCCCGACGCAAUAAGAAACACCGUAGCAAAGUGCCAUCAGUCAACAGCAAUUCAUAAUGAGGGGAAACAUACACUGAUACAGAAACUCUCUCCUGCACACAUACAAAUACAACUAUACACAUAUGCACACAUAUUUCAGAAACUGUAAUCCUCAACUACAAGGGAAGGAAAAACACAUUAGCUUUUAAGAAAGCUUGCCAACAAGUUUCCAGUGUAUUUCAGAUGUCCCACUGUUUGUAUGUGCUCUUUAGCCAAAAAAGUCCCAGUUUAAUCACAGGAUGCCAGUGGACUAAUGGACACUUGAGUAAAAGACGUAUGCUGUUAUGUGAGAUUAGUUCAGGGAAUGUGAUAGUUCAUGAAAUUUUGAGGAAGGAGGAAUAACUCCAUAUAUUCUUGCCCAAGCAGUUCAUUUCAAGUUUGAAGUUCAUUGAAAGGGUAAGCUAACUACGGGGAAACACAAUGAGCACUCAACCGAUCCACCAAGCGCUCAUGUGAAUGUUUACGUACCAGAUUUGUCCUCCUCUUUUGGGACUGGGAGCAGCGUGUGAUUUGACCGUCCAGCCGUGUCGGGCCCAAAAGACACACCGCUGCUGACAGAUCACUAAGGCCCAGAAUUCUUAACCUUGGUCAAUUUUCCCAGCCCGCGAGUCCUUUUGACGGGCUGGGGAGCCGAGCCAAUCACCAUGUGAGUUUCUGCAACUUCACAUUUCCACAUGAAACUGAUCGGAACUGGCAGUUAUGGAGAGUUAGAAAAGUUGUGUCAGCCCUCCGCGGUCCAAGUCCCUGGAGGUCAAGAACCGCAAACGAUAUUCCUGUGACUUGUCCUAAUUACCAAAUAGUUCCAUUCCUGUGUUUAGGAUUUGAGUCAUAAAAAGCUAUUUCCUCUAAACGUGGUCAGUUCCUGUUUGUUAGAACACCCGAAAAAGAGGCCCACAUGUGUGCAAGAAUCUGCAGCAAUUCCUCGCGGGCAAAGAACCUUUCUGCACCCUCCUUCAAUGGAAACCAUUUGGAGAUAUUCAGCUAUCUGAAAUCGCUAGCGGGUUACCUAUUUCUAUUACUGAAGUCUUUAGCAAAGAUGUCAUCCUUCUUGUCUUGUGACUUGAAAAGGAGAGACAAAUCCAUGAACCAAACUUUGAAAUUGUGGUCUGG